This is a messenger RNA of Sorex fumeus (smoky shrew), 2160 nucleotides long. It is a transcript of the gene AGPAT3, whose product is annotated as 1-acylglycerol-3-phosphate O-acyltransferase 3. Lineage: Eukaryota; Metazoa; Chordata; Mammalia; Eulipotyphla; Soricidae. Gene Ontology annotation, molecular function: 1-acylglycerol-3-phosphate O-acyltransferase activity. The coding region runs from base 50 to 1180 and encodes 376 amino acids. Gene Ontology annotation, cellular component: endoplasmic reticulum; endomembrane system. The transcript is spliced from 8 exons. The record is from RefSeq and is a predicted model, not a curated record.
GAGCGCCGUGCUCAGUGAGGGCCCCUGCGUGCGCUCCUGAGCGGCGACCAUGGGCUUGCUCGCCUACCUGAAGACCCAGUUCGUGCUGCACCUGCUCAUCGGCUUCGUCUUCGUGGUCAGCGGGCUGCUCAUCAACGCGCUGCAGCUCUGCUCCCUGCUGCUCUGGCCGCUCAACAAGCAGCUGUACCGCCGCGUCAACUGCCGCCUGGCCUACUCGCUCUGGAGCCAGCUGGUGAUGCUGCUGGAGUGGUGGUCGGGCACGGAGUGCACGCUCUUCACCGACCCCGCCACACUCAGCCGCCUGGGGAAGGAGCACGUGGUCAUCAUCCUCAACCACAACUUCGAGAUCGACUUCCUGUGUGGCUGGACCAUGUGCGAACGCUUCGGCGUGCUGGGGAGCUCCAAGGUCCUGGCCAAGAGGGAACUGCUGUGUGUUCCGCUCAUCGGAUGGACCUGGUACUUCCUGGAGAUUGUUUUCUGUAAACGGAAGUGGGAGGAAGACCGGGAUACAGUGAUUCAGGGACUGCAACGCCUGUCAGACUACCCUGAGUACAUGUGGUUCCUGCUGUACUGCGAGGGCACCCGCUUCACGGAGAAGAAGCACCGUGUCAGCAUGGAGGUGGCCGCCGCCAAGGGGCUGCCUGCCCUCAAGUACCACCUGCUGCCGCGCACCAAGGGGUUCACCACAGCCGUGCAGUGCCUGCGGGGCACGGUGUCAGCUGUCUACGACGUCACACUCAACUUCCGGGGGAAGAAGAACCCGUCCCUGCUGGGGAUCCUCUACGGCAAGAAGUACGAGGCCGACAUGUGUGUGAGGCGUUUCCCCUUGGAGGAGAUCCCGGAGGACGAGAAGGAGGCUGCACAGUGGCUGCACAAGCUGUACCAGGAGAAGGACGCCUUGCAGGAGACGUACAACCAGAAGGGCGUGUUUCCCGGAAAGGCCUUCCGGCCCCCGCGGCGGCCAUGGACCCUCCUCAACUUCCUCUUCUGGGCCACUGUCCUGCUGUCCCCGCUCUUCAGCUUUGUCCUGGGCGUCUUCGCCAGCGGCUCCCCCCUCCUCAUCCUCACCUUCCUGGGCUUCGUGGGGGCAGCGUCCUUUGGAGUCCGCCGACUAAUCGGAGUGACCGAGAUAGAGAAAGGGUCCAGCUAUGGUGACCAGGAGCUGAAGAAGAAGGAGUAGCCGGCCUCGGGCCGGCCCCAGCGCCUGUCACUCCUAAACACAGCCACGCCACUGUGGACAGGGCCGCCGAGGCUGUUUCCUCACCACUGCUGACCAGUGACCAAUAGACCUUGUCCAGGGCCGGAGUCCGAGGCCUGCGGAGGAAGAUCCCAUCUGCGGGGACGCAGGAGCUCGAGGCUCUGCCCUCGCAGCCCGGCCCCCCAGAGACCACCUUUUCCUGCCGCUCCGUGUCCGGGGGGGCUUGCGUGGCUGGGCCCGGGCGCUGCUUCCCGCUGUACUCGGCUCUGCACCCGAUUCAGCGUGGGGCGCCGGGAGACGGUUCUCGCUGUGAAAGCACACGCUGAGGGUCUGUCCUGGGGGGCCUCGGCUCCGGGCUGGCUGCUGGUGCCCCUCCACUUUGUCCCGAGCCCCGUAAGUACCUGGCCUCUGCCUGUAAGGAGUGCGCCCCGCACCCCUCUCCCGAACCCGCCUUGCCCUGGCCCCCACCCUGCUGCCCAGCAGGGUGCCACCGCCCGGCCUGCGGGAGACUGUCUCCCCCUCUGCCCAGCACCCAGCCCUGUCACUCUUUCCUCGGAAGUCCAGCUGCUUCCCCGGGCACAGCCCACGUUAGCAGGGGAGGGGUACCCGUGUGAGGGUCCCGGAAGGCCACAGGCCGGGCAGUGUGAGGCAGGGGCUCCACCCUGGGUGUGGAGAGGCGUGGAUGGAGGAAGGUGAGAUGGUCCAGAGAGGCAGGAGCAUGGGGACGUGUCUCAGCCCAGCCGGAACCCUCGCUCCCCCCGGGCCCCGUGUGGGCUGGGCCGGCAGCCCCCCCAGUCUGCUCCCCGUGCUGCGCGGGGCCCCCACCGCACCACCCACCCCGCCCCGCUGGAGCCGGUGACGGCGCUGGAAGACCCCAGGUUCCUGCAAAGGGGGUGCCGCGUCCCUGCCCCGCCAGCCCCUGGUCGCCGAGCCCUCUGCCAGCAAUAAAAACUGCACCACGA